Messenger RNA from Beta vulgaris subsp. vulgaris (sugar beet), 2655 nucleotides. RefSeq lists its product as hypothetical. Gene Ontology annotation, biological process: DNA damage response. The coding region runs from base 167 to 2296 and encodes 709 amino acids. Lineage: Eukaryota; Viridiplantae; Streptophyta; Magnoliopsida; Caryophyllales; Amaranthaceae. The record is from RefSeq and is a predicted model, not a curated record. The transcript is spliced from 12 exons.
UUGACCCUCCCUCUCCCCCAAAAGGUUAAGAUUACAAGAAUGUCCCGCAAAGAAUUCAAAAUCCAUCUGUGUUCAAAAACCAAAAUCCCCCCUUAAUAUGUCCAAGUGCACUGUCCAGUGCCAGUCCAGUCUACCGUAAACAUUGUGCCUCUCCCCAAUUCCUCCGAUGGAAUUCACGUUAGACGACGACAACUUUGACGACGCCUUUUUCAACGAAGUCGACAAAUUAGAAGAUCUCGCCACCUCUUCCACGCAACAACCGCAACAACAACCGCAACAACAACCGCAACAACAUCAUCAACAACAACAACAACAUUCUUUGAAUUCAAAAGCUUCAUCUUCGGUUACGUUGUUCCACUCUUAUGUUCCUCCCCAAAGUCAAAUUCAAAUUCAAAUUCCUGCUUGUUCUGUAGUUGUUGAUGUUCAAACUCAUUCUCCUCCUCGAGAACUCUCUCAGCGAAACCCUAACAAUAGCAAUAGUCAUUCUAGUACCACCUCUACAUCUGUUUCUUCCCCUUUUUCUCAAGAUCAGCUCGAAAUUCAACGAUUGAAGAGCGAGUUAAGCUGUGUCUCCAAGGAGCUUUUGGAUUUGAAACAAGAAUGCUCUGAGCUUAAGAAGCAAAACAACAAGGAGCAGCAGCUGAAGUUUGUACAUUCUAAUAAGAAACCCAAGAUUUGUAACUCCGAAGACGACUCUAGGAAUGUGAUUUCACUUAGAUGCGAAAACAUAGGUGCUAUUGCUGAUCAUGCUGCUUCUGGGAUUGGUAUAGAGAAAAGGAGUACUGGUAUACAAACAGAUGCCAGUGAUGAAUCUCUCAAUCCAAGCACAAGUGGCUCUACAUCCACAUUUUGCAAUCUUUCAAGAUUGCUUUCAAUUUGGUCCCCAUUAAGCAGCCAUAGAUCAGGGAGACAUUUGGUUGCCAAGUUACUUGAGGCCUGUGCAAGUGAUUUCUAUGCUUUAUCUGGCUGUUUGGGUCUUAACAUGACCUCCAAAAUAGAUACCGAGGGCUUGACUCAUGCACCAAUGCCUGGAAAAGCUCUAGGUCUGCAUUCUGAUGAAUUUUCCAGGGUAUCGCAAGAUCAACUACACUCUGUGUUGACAAAGCUAGCUGAUGAUAUGGUCCAUAUAAAUGCUUUUGUGAAGGUACUGCUUGAUCUAUGUCGUCUUGAAAACGCUUCGGUUGUUCGUAGGUCUUUGUGUAUUCUGCAUGUUACUUUGGAGCACAUGUUGAGCAUCGAUAAAUUGGUUCCUAAAAGGGAUAAUGUCAAGGUGGAGAGGUGUUACUCAUCAGAUGCUGUGCAUAUUCGUGAUUCUGAAGUGGGAAAAACUGGUGGUGUGCGUGAUGCUAGGGGAAAUGAAACACCCCAUGAGAGCUUUAUAGCUUGCAAAAAUAUAUGCAUUGCUGAACGUGAAACUUUCUCCUUUUUUUGUCAUGUAGACUGGCUUCACCUGUUUACGUCUAUGUGUCAAAUUGUUGUUAAAUUGACUGAAGAACGUGCAAGGAUAGAAGCUGUUUCCAUCAUGAAUAUAAUCCUAUUAAGAACUGAUCCUUAUUCCGGUAGAGCAAAGUUUGGGGGCUCACUUGUUUUUGAAGCUGUUGCUUUAUUGUUGAGAAAGGAAGUUGGGAUUUUCUGUCGGAAAGAAGCUGUGCAUCUCUUGUAUCUACUUUUCAACUGUCCAAAUAUAUUAGCCACUUUUUGUUCAAGUUGUAAAGAAGAUAACAGUGAUGCAAAAUCUCCAACUCAUGGUGCCAUAAGUUUGCCUUGUCAAGAAUCUCGCGCUGUUCUUGAGGGAUUGGCCGACUGUCUAAUACGCACUGAGCAUGGUGUUAAGGAGCUGAACCUUCGUCGAAAUGCAAUAAUUGUGCUAUCAUUUUUGGCUUCUUCUGGGAAAUGUGGUUUUGAGACUUUCCUAUUCUACAAGCUUUCUGAAAGACCCAAUUUUCUGGGACUAGUUCUACAAGUGUUGGUUUCAGAAAUUGAUGCAGAAGCAUUGGAGUCGAGCCCUGCACCAGAAAUAUCCACAGAGAGAACUUUACUCAUACGAGAGGCUUUGAUAUUACUCAACCGACUAGCAAAUCCUGCAUAUUCAGCCACGGUCUGGCAAGUGAUAAGGAGCUGUAGAGAUAUGGUCAGCUUGGCAAUUGAUAUUGCCACUAGGUUGUCCAAGAAAAGCCGGAGGCUACUGAAGUCUGACCGCACUAUUAGGCAGAUGAGGGAACAUGAAGUAGUGGACUUGGCUUGCUUAUUCAAGAAAAGAGUUUUUACCUUCCUUGGGGAGAGUAGUUUCUCCUGAAUUUCAUUUCCAUCCGGUCUCACCAUUUUUCAGCCACUAUGGGUUCAUGUUCUGCCUAUGUGCUGGUGUCGUCUAAUGCAGCUCUGACGGAAAAACGUCGCAGGGCAGCAAUUACGCACACAAACAUGCAUGCAGGGUGCAGUUCAUUUUGUUGUGGACUUGAAGUAGGGAUAGUAUUGUAAAAUUAAAUUUUGCAAUGAAAUGAGCUACAAUUUUGGACAUUGAUUUUGGUAAUCAGAAAUAUUCUUAACCAUCAAGUGUUUGCAGCAGUCUCACAUACUAUCCUUUACGCUAGUCUGUUUCUUCAGUUCCUUCAGUUUUACAGAUGUCCAGUGGGAAAUAAACACAUUAAAAUCUCA